AUGCCGACCGAUGACAACAUCAAUGUGCACAACUUCUCCAUUCAUAUGGGCGGCAAGACGCUGUUCAAGGACUCGAACCUGAACCUGAGCCACGGCCGGCGGUACGGCCUGGUCGGGUACAAUGGCACCGGCAAGUCGACGCUGCUGAAUCACAUUGUGGCGCGGGAUGGGCAGUUCCGGGUGCCGCGGCACAUCGACAUUCACAUCGUGCAGCAGGAGGCCCCGGCCAACGAUGUGUCGGCCCUGCAGACCGUCAUCAACAGUGACGAGAUGCGCACGCGCCUGCUGGCCGAGCGUGAUCGCCUGCUGGCCAUCGACGAGCCGACCAUGGAGGAGACCGAGCGCCUGAACAAGGUGUAUGAGCGUCUGAUCUUCAUCGAGGCGGACAGCGCGCUGCCGCGCGGCCCCUGCUGA
This is a messenger RNA of Fonticula alba, 414 nucleotides long. RefSeq lists its product as hypothetical. Gene Ontology annotation, molecular function: ATP hydrolysis activity; ATP binding. NCBI's taxonomy places the organism in Eukaryota, Rotosphaerida, Fonticulaceae. The transcript has 2 exons. The coding region runs from base 1 to 414 and encodes 137 amino acids. The record is from RefSeq and is a predicted model, not a curated record.